Messenger RNA from Episyrphus balteatus (marmalade hoverfly), 1703 nucleotides. RefSeq names its product GDP-fucose protein O-fucosyltransferase 2. The transcript has 6 exons. The record is from RefSeq and is a predicted model, not a curated record. Gene Ontology annotation, molecular function: peptide-O-fucosyltransferase activity. Bases 253 to 1593 code for a protein of 446 amino acids. Lineage: Eukaryota; Metazoa; Arthropoda; Insecta; Diptera; Syrphidae. Gene Ontology annotation, biological process: protein O-linked glycosylation via fucose.
AUUUCAUUGAUAAGAAAAGUUUGAUUAAUUUUUUAUUUCCUAAAAAACACGAUAGAAUAAGAAAUAAAACUUCUUUUUUAUUUUAUAUAAAACAUUUAUAAAUAAACAAUGUGCAAGUGCCACUAUCGAUGUUAUACAAAAUAACAUCAAAACGCAAGCUUUAAUAAUAAUCCCGCCAUAAUGAUAACCAAAUCAAUAAUUUAAAAAAUAAGAACAAUAACUGCAUAGUACAUAACAAUUUUAUGUACAAAAAUGAAUAAUUUAAGCACUGUCAUCUUUAUAGUUUUUAUACUUUUUAUUCAAACUGUUUGCCCGCAAACAAAUGCUUGUUGGUUUCAUGAAAUCUUCACGAAUCCAGAGCCUUUGCAAUGUAGUCUAUCUAGUCGCAAUCUAGGCAAAUCGAUUUACAUACUUUACGAUGUUAAUCCUCCAGAAGGGUUUAACCUUCGUCGAGAUGUUUACAUUCGUCUCGCGGUGUUUGUUCGUAAUCUCCAAAUGGAAUCAGGUUUUGAGUUUGUUAAAUUGGUAUUGCCACCGUUUAGGAGGCUUUAUCAUUGGAAAUCUAGUCAUGUCUAUCAGGACAAUGUUUUGUGGUCUCGAUUCUUUGAUAUUCCUAGCAUGAAAGCAUUUACUCCUGUCCUAGACUAUGACGAGUUCCUUGACGAAAUUCAUGAAACUCUUGUCGAUCCGAAUCGCAUUUCGGUCGAUGUUGCUUAUCAAUUGAAGCAUUUCGAAGAUAUGUUCGAAAAUGGGGUAUUUCGGGACAAAUACGAGUUGGAAGAAUGUAAAAGAGAAGAACACCUACGCGGUUAUCUUCUGCAUCAACCACAACUAAUUGAGAACAAAUUUAUUUGUUUGAAAUUUCAAGGCGGAGCCAGUCUAUUGACUGAUGUCCUAAAAAGCUCAAUACAAAGACUAAAACACUCACCAAAGAUAUUCGCAUUGUUGAAUGCAGAAAUUGUUUUGCACGAUCAAUGGGGUAGCGAUGAAUUUUGGAUGGCACGACGUUCGAUGCGAUUCAAUCGAGAAUUGGUUAAGAUAGCAAAUGAUUUUCGAAAAGAUUUCUUCAAUUCAACUGAUGAUUCUGAUGCUGUUCAACGGCCAUAUAGUUGGAAAGAUGAGAAGCCUUAUCGUGGUGCAAUUGGCGGUGAUUACUUGUGUGUACAUUUGCGUCGUGGUGAUUUUGUUCAUGGUCGUGAAAAAACAACACCAACUUUGAAAUCAGCUGGAACUCAAAUAAGAAAUAAAAUGCGAGAGUUGGGAUUGGAGAAACUUUUUGUUUCCAGUGAUUGUUCACAAUUCGAAUUUAAGAAUCUUAAAUCUUACCUACAAAGAGGUAGGGUAUAUCGCUUUAUGGCAGAAUCAUUGCAUCAAAAAUCUUUAAUUAAAGACGGUGGCAUAGCUAUUAUUGAUCAAAUUAUUUGUUCACAUGCUAGAUAUUUUAUUGGAACUUUUGAAAGCACAUUCACAUACCGAAUCUAUGAAGAACGUGAAAUUCUAGGCUUCCCAAAGGAUACAACAUUUAAUACAUUUUGCAAAACUGAAGAUUUGGAAAAUUGCGCAAAAAAUUCUAUUUGGCCGAUAGUUUAUUGACUGCACUUUAAUACAAUAUUUUUGUUUUUAUUUAAUUUUAAAAAUAAUCAAAGCUUUUACUUACAAAUUUAAGAAACUAAUAAAUAAGUGACACAAUUUUAAACCAAAAA